This is a messenger RNA of Plasmodium malariae, 3330 nucleotides long. Its product is annotated as conserved Plasmodium protein, unknown function. NCBI's taxonomy places the organism in Eukaryota, Apicomplexa, Aconoidasida, Haemosporida, Plasmodiidae. The record is from RefSeq and is a predicted model, not a curated record. The transcript has a single exon. Bases 1 to 3330 code for a protein of 1109 amino acids.
AUGCUGGAACUUAAGAGAAAAAUUGGAAGGGGAUUGUACUACAAUAUGGUUAUUCCGAAAAAUUGGAAAAAAAUAGUCUUCAUGUUAGUGGUGGUACCCCCUACAUAUUAUGCGUACAACAAACGAAAUAGCAAGAAUGAGUUCGAGACAAUAAGAAAUAAUGACGAUAUAGAAAAAAUAAAAAUAAUGAAUAUUAACAACAUGUUCUCAUAUAUUCCUUUACUUAUGCUUACCAUUUAUGAUAAGUAUAUAUAUAAAAAUAAAAUAAUGAAAAAGAUUUAUUUUAAAUAUAGAACAACAAAAUGUAGUCAAGAUAGUUGUAAUGUUAUUAUAAACAUGUUAAGAGGGAGUGAAACUAAUUUAAAGUAUGAUUUUAUUUCAAAUGAAAAAAAUUUAUUUAAUAAAUUAUAUGUUUAUGAGAUGAUAUUAGAAAAAAGCAUUAAGUUUGCCAUCCUCUCUCCUCAAUUAAGUGUCUAUAUACUUCAGCAUUUGUCCGAAUACCUUGUUAAUAUGAACACAAAACUGUUUAAUGAAAGGGAUUUUACCCCACAACAUAAACAAAGGGAAAAAACAAAUAAAAGAAUGCUCUUUUUAUACUUGUUCAGAUUGGUUAGAGGCAUUCCGGGGGAAAGAAGUAGUCAUAAGGGAGCGAGUAGUCAUAGGAAGGAUAAGAACAGCACUCACAAUAGGGAAAUGCAUAUAUAUAACACGGAUAACAUUUAUGAAAGGUACAGUAUACAUAAAUUUCAACAAAUGAACAGGAAAAAAGUUAGGGGCGAAAAAGUGCGUAAUGGAGGAGACCGUAACAAUGAGGAGGACCAGGUGAGCUUGAACUUUUUGUACCUGCUCAACCAAGCAUAUGAUAAUGUUAACAGGGUUUGUCUAAAUACCAACACGAACAUUUACGUUAAUUUUUAUAUGAUUAACAUUUUAAAAUAUAUCUGUUACAGAAAUUAUCGAAACGUGCUUACGAAUGAUAUACAUUUUGAAGAGUUAUGCAGAAGAAACUCGAAAAAAAGUUUGAUUGAGCAUAUUUAUUUUUAUUUCUUUAACAGAAAAAAUGAGUAUAAAAAGGACAGAGAAGAUUUAAAUGAAAAAAUCCUUUUUUAUCAUAAUCCUUAUGUUACUACUAUUCCUAUAGAAUACAACAACAUUUCGAAUGGUAUUGAUUAUAGUGGGAGUAGCAACGAAAGACGUGUAACAUGUAGUAACUCAGAGAAGGGGAGUGGAACCUCCACGGAAGUAGAAAUAAUAAACAGUUCAUUUUUUAAGUGGAAUCCAUUCACUAGUUUGAAUAUGAAGAGGAAAGUGCAAAUUGACAGCAUGCCGGAAGAAGCGAACAUGAACAAAAGUAGUGUUAGUAAGUCUUUUCCCUGUGAUGGUAGGACGACAGAAAAGGCGGGUGGCUGGUGGGGCAACGGAAGACGCCAGUGGGACUUAGGAAUGAGUAGUAAUAGUUUCGAAAGAGGAAGAAAAAAUAAAAUGCAAACAGAUGAAGAAGUGGAAGUAGAAGCAAUGGAAGUAGAAGCAAUGGAAGUAGAAGCAAUGGAAGUAGAAGCAAUGGAAGAAGAAGCAAUGGAAGAAGAAGCAAUGGAAGAAGAAGCAAUGGAAGAAGAAGCAAUGGAAGAAGAAGCAAUGGAAGAAGAAGAAGUUAACGUGGUGGAAAACAUGCAGAAAAAGCUACUGAAAGAUCGAAAGAGAAUUUACGAGAUUAAACUCAUGAACGAUUUGUACCUAGUACUGUUCCUAAGGCUACUAUUCGAAUGCUCUGUAAAAAUGUUGAGUAUUAAAAAGAAUUUAUAUCUGCUGGAAAAGAAAAAGCAGUUUGAUAGAGAAAAUCGAAUAAUAUAUAUGAACACGGCAGAUGCGAUAAACAACUUGAAGGGAAAUUAUUUAAAAAGAAUGCGCAUGACAGAGGGCAAAAGGAGGCACAGCCUUUUCUUUCGCCCCUACGGAAGAUCAAAAUGGGGAUGUAUUAGCGAUAUUAGCGUUAGCGGUGGUGGUAGAAGUAGUAGCGGUGGUGGUAGAAGUAGUAGCGGUGGUGGUAGAAGUAGUAGCGGGGGUGGUAGUAGUGACAGUGGAACGGCCUGCUUAACUGCAAAAGAUGCAUUCGUAUUUUUGAAAUAUGUGAAGAAGGGUAAUGGUACAUGCGAAAUGAUGAAGUGCUCAGCAAAUGGCAGUGAUGCUUAUUCUGCUCUGUUUUACCCGAAUGAAGAGGAUUUCAAAAAAGGAAUAGAAACGAGGGGUACAAUAGGUAGACCCUAUAUGAGUGUUAGUAGCGAAGGAAAGAUUAAAUUCCUUCUCUCGUCGUAUGUACAUAAAUUAUUAAGGAAAAAAAAUGAAUGGAUUAAUAUGUUCAUUUCAGAAUGGAAAAGAAUACUUGAUAAACAUAUACAAAAAGUACAUAGUUAUGUAGAUGAUAAGGUACACAAAAUAAAAAAAAAAAUUAAUUAUUUAAUCUUUAAUAUGGAUGAGGCUUUAAUAAAUGUAUACCAUAACAUAAUUCAUGAAAAGAAUAUAAAUAAAAUCAAAAUACACUUGAACAAUUGUAAAGAAAAAGAUAUUGAUCUAAAAAAAUUUGAAGACAUAUACUCAUCCAUGGUUACUAACUUGAAUAACAUUCUUUCAUUUGUCUAUGCAUGUGAUCAUCAGAAAGGGGCUUACAAAAUUUUAAAUCUAUAUCAAAAUAAUAUAUUCUAUGAAUACAAUUACUUGAAUGAAUACCAGAACAGCUUUUAUAAAAACCACGUAAAGAAAUACUUGUGCUACUUUGAAGAUAAUUUUUUAUUCCAUUUGUAUGGAAGUGGAGUUGGGAAUAACGUGGAAGACACACCAGGGAUUACCACUGCACUUGCUGCUACACCAGAUGGGAACGUUCUCCCAGGGUUCAGCACGAACGAUCGAAGUAGCUACAAAAACAUAGAGCAUGUUUUCCACUACUGCAAGAAUGACAUACACCUGUUGCUGUUUCUAUACUGCCAACGUAUUAGAAAUUGCUUUUACAUAUUUACAUAUAUAUAUAAAAAAUACAAUUUAAAAAAAAAUUAUGGUUUGAAGUAUAUGUUUUAUAAACUACAUUUUUUUAUUUUAUCGAAUAAAAGGUCUUCGAUCUUUUUGGGAGAUUUCCCAUAUCUUGUUUCUAAUAACAAUCUUUUUACAGCCUUUUCUUUUUUUUAUUUUUUAUGUUCAUAUGUAUAUUUCUUAUGUUUCCUAGUUCAUCAAACCACUACUUUUUAUCCUUGCAUCAAUUACUUUAACGUAUUUGCUCAACGGGGUAUGUAUAUCUACCUGUACAAAUUAUGCAGCAACGUUAGGAACCUCCACAGUUAA